Exaiptasia diaphana is the source of this 2397-nucleotide messenger RNA. Its product is annotated as beta-4C adrenergic receptor-like. The transcript is spliced from 2 exons. The record is from RefSeq and is a predicted model, not a curated record. Gene Ontology annotation, molecular function: G protein-coupled receptor activity. Gene Ontology annotation, biological process: G protein-coupled receptor signaling pathway. Gene Ontology annotation, cellular component: membrane. Bases 543 to 1514 code for a protein of 323 amino acids. Lineage: Eukaryota; Metazoa; Cnidaria; Anthozoa; Actiniaria; Aiptasiidae.
GAUUGGUAUUGACUUCGAAUUUAAAUUGUUUAUGAUCACCGUGUGUGUCGUUAAUGAGUUCACCAUAAUGAAGUCGUAAUUUGUCUUAUGUUUAAUAUACAUGGGAGAAAAGACACAAAAUAUUUCAAAGUGCUCAAGCAUAAAACGACAUACUAAAACGACGAAACUCGAGGAAAGUGGUCAGCUCAUGGAAUAAUUGCGUGAUCAAUAAAUGUUUGCAAGGACCUAUUGUAGCAAGAUAAAUCGGUUUACUUGGAAUACUGGCGCAUCAAUAAGAUAUACAUUUUGAAGAGAAAAGAACUUGUUUACAAUAAUACUGGUGCACAGAGGAACACGCACUUUGUUGAUAUAUACUUUUGCCAUUCUCCCAGAUCAGUAAGAAAUGAGACACAUGUCAAUGAUGCCUUGAACAAGCUUAGCAAGAGAAUAGAGCUAAUUGCAACAAACUCGUAUUCAACAGCUGUCGAAGAGGCGGCUCUUAUAGGAAUGACGUGAGGACCUAACUCGUAAAUCGAAACCGCUCAAUAACAUUGAAUACAAAGAUGAACAACUCCACGACAGAACAACCAUCAUCAAUGGUGGAUGGUCCCUUGUUUGUGUCGAUGAUUGUUAUCAAUACUUUCAGUGGUGUCUUGGCGACUAUUUUGAACCUCUUGAUCAUCGUGACUUUUGUCAAGACGCCAUCUUUGCGAACGGCACCAAACAUUCUUAUUCUUAGUCUCGCCAUCACUGACUUUAGUGUUGGUGUUUUGGUUCAGCCUGUCCACUGUACAUUUCUUUUCUCACAUAUGACUAACAACACGGCUGUAUAUGAAAGUGUUUUCGAAGUAUUGAAUCCAAUUUUAGUGAUAUUGAUUUUGGCAUCAAUUUUGACAAUAACUGCCAUUACUGUCGACCGAUUCCUUGCUGUUCACUUACAUCUAAGAUACCAAGAACUCGUCACCAAGAAGCGCAUCUCAAUUGUGGUGAUAAUGAUUUGGACAUUCAGUGUGCUUUGGACAUGCCUGUUGCUUCUCUUGACAAAAAUGACUAUCGUAAUUGUGCAUAUUGAUAAUUUUUUAUUUCUUUCACUUUUGUUGAUGAACAUUGCUCUUGUGCUUAAAAUAUCUUGCGUUAUCCGUCAACAUGCAGCACAAAUUCAAGUUCAACAGCAGGCAAUGAACGCACAGCCUGGUGCAGCAGGGAACAUCAAGAGAUCUGUGAAUAUUAUGUAUUACGUACUUGGAACAUUUUGCAUAUGUUAUUCCCCGCAUACUUGCGUUUGGAUUAUGAAAGCUUUUAUGCCUAAAUUGAUCAAAGGGCUGACUGCAUUGACAAUGGUUAAUACUAUUCUCAUGUUAAACAGCAGUAUCAAUCCAAUCAUAUAUUUCUGGAGAAUACCAGACAUGCGAAAUGCUGCUCUUCAACUGUUGCGAUGUUUUCGAAGAAACGACAACCAUAGAAAUAGCAAUAAUGAUGCCAAUGCCAAUGCCGAUAACAAUGUCAAUCACAAUAAUAACAACUUCAGACUUUAAACCCGUGAAACACAGAGUAAUAUUCAAGUUGUAAUAGUCAUAUAAAAACAAUGGACGAUGAAGUGAUUUUCAUCAGAAUUUAGAAUAAUUGUUCGAUUUUUUUCGCUAUAACUAACUGAUUUCUACUGUGGUUACAGAGGCUUGUCUUUUAUUCUUUAAAACAAACAUAGAUGAACAACUCCACGACAGAACAACCAUCAUCAAUGGUGGAUGCUCCCUUGUUUGUGUCGAUGAUUGUCAUCAAUGCUUUCAGUGGUGUCUUGGCGACUGUUUUGAACCUUUUGAUCAUCGUGACUUUUAUCAAGACGCCAUCUGUGCGAACACCUUCAAACAUUCUUAUUCUUAGUCUAUCUAUCACAUACUUUGGUGUUGGUGUUUUGGUGCAGCGGCCUGCUUACUGUACAUUUCGUUUUGUUGAUGCGACUAAAUACACGGUCUUGCAUCGAGUUUUGACCUCUAUUCUCUUGCUUAUUCUGUUCAAGGAAACUUAAUAAAAGGCAGGAAUAUGUGGGAAAGAGAAUAUUCAUAAAUAAAGGAACAGCUUAACAAAAUUAUAGUAUAAUUUACAUUUCCCCCCAGAAUUGAUGCGCUAACCCUGUAAUCCCAGAAGGCUUAAACCUUUUAAACCUUAGGUCUCAUGGAAAUACAGGGUUAGUCUCAAUACUUCGGAGAAAAUGCACAUUUUCAAGGCUAUUGUAAAAGCGAAAUUUACUAGUGCUAAUCAUUAUUUGAACUCGAAAUUUCGUAAUGAUCUUUUAAUUAAGAUGUUCUCUCGAGGACAAUAAUAAAAGUUUGCUAAUUUUGCCUCUAAAUAGCUUUUUUAGAAUAUCACGUGAUCAGUGAAAUUCAAGAAUUCAAGUUAUUAUUUUUCUGAAAUAUAAAG